This is a messenger RNA of Acaulospora morrowiae, 733 nucleotides long. Lineage: Eukaryota; Fungi; Glomeromycota; Glomeromycetes; Diversisporales; Acaulosporaceae. The record is from the annotation of a GenBank genome assembly.
GAACAAAAGGAAAUCUCAAAGGACAAAUCCUUUAAAGCGCAAAGAAAAGAAACCUAUGGUCUUUUUUGAAAAUAAUAAUGAAAAUGAACAAAAUGAACAAGGAACCAACAUGGAACAGGAAAAACCAAAUGAAAUGUUUACAUUUCCUAAUAAAGAAGAAUUCCAAAUGACUUCAUAUUCAAUUGUAUCUGAUCUUCAAAAUAAACCUGUCAAUAUAAUAUUUGGACAAUUAUUAAAAGAGGUACCUUCUAUGAAACAGGAACUUUUAAAAAGUUUGAUUAAAAAGAAAACAGUGAGGAGAAAAACCAAAAUGAAUGUCAAUAUUGGAACUUCUCAAGAAUCAACAGCUUUAUACUGUACUGCUACAGUUUAUGAACAUAAAAUUCCAUUGAUUAUUGAUAGUGGAUCAUCUGGAAGUGUUGUAACUAUGCAACUGUUGAAAAAAUUGAAAGUAAAACCUGAAAGAUCUUCAAUUAUUAAAAUAAUCAGUGUUCAUGGUGAAAGCAAAAGGGCACUGAGUGAAAUUUCAAACUUCCCUUUCAAUGUAGGAGGGAAUGAAAUUCCUGUGGAUGUAGUUGUAACUGAUGCAAACUCUUACCAAGCUUUGGUAGGAAAUGAUUGGCUUUCAAAAGUCAAUGAUGAGGAACAAUUUAAAUAUACAACUAAUUCUAUGGAGCAUUACAUGUUACUAAAUUCUGAUAAAAAGGAAAACAAUAAGAACAUUGAACUUUAA